This is a messenger RNA of Letharia lupina, 1233 nucleotides long. RefSeq lists its product as uncharacterized. The transcript is spliced from 2 exons. The record is from RefSeq and is a predicted model, not a curated record. Gene Ontology annotation, biological process: fungal-type cell wall polysaccharide metabolic process. Gene Ontology annotation, cellular component: fungal-type cell wall. Lineage: Eukaryota; Fungi; Ascomycota; Lecanoromycetes; Lecanorales; Parmeliaceae. Bases 1 to 1233 code for a protein of 410 amino acids.
AUGGUGAUCAAAAAGCGCUGUCUCCUCUGGGACUGGACCAACAGCUCCGGUCCCGGCAACCCGGGCGUGCCAUGGGCCAUGAACCAAUGUGACUUCCACGGCCCCAUCUCCUCCGUGAGCAACUGGAACACCUGGACGCCGCCCGAACUGCACAACCGCGCCCCUUACCGCCCCAUGGUGCACCUCGAAGCGCAACUCUCCGGCGGCGACUGGCAGAACAUACUCAACAGCCACGAACCCAUCGUCCACUUCUUCAACGAGCCCGACAAGAACAACAUCCCCCCGCAGCGCGCGGCGCAGGCCUGGCACAGCCAGAUGGUGCCCCUGCGACGGCACGGGGGCAAGAAACUCGUCGGACCCUCCGUCUCCAACGACGAGAACGGCCAGCGCUGGCUCGAAGACUUCAUGCGCCUCACCGCCUCCGACCCUCCCGACUACGUCGGCCUCCACUACUACGGCGCCGACGGCGACGCUUGCAUUCGCUACCUCGAGGGCAUGCACGCCCGCUACCGUCGCCCGAUCAUCGUGUCCGAGAUUGCGUCCGUCGCCCGGGAUACCGCCAGCGUGUACGGCUUCACGAUCCGACUGGCCAACUUUAUGGACGAGACGGAGUGGAUCUUCGAGUAUGGGUUCUUUGGCUGCAUGCGGAAGCUGGCGGAUGGCUUCGUCAGUCCGGCGGCGCGGCUGAUGGAGCCGGAUGGGCGGUUUACGGAUUUGAUGAUGAAGUUGCAGUGGGAUCAGCCUGUUAAGCCGACUGCCAAGCUUUCAGGCCAGCCUCUUCUCUUCGGCGCAAACACUGGCAACCCCGGCGCCUUCACCAGCGAAUUCUCACUCUCCCAAUCGGGCGGCAGUGGCUCCUGCGGCGGAACCACGGUCAACGGCGUCGUAUGCGCAACUGAAGAAUCCGUUGAUGGCAACUUCAUUUUUGAUUUCAGCGCCAUCCUCAACAUCGGCGCCUCAACCCUUAGCACUUUGGAAAAUUCCUCCGGACAAUUCGGAUGCCCAGUCCCAAGCGAAAAUCCGGCUGUUGAAGCCGAUGCGCCGACCUAUGAAUACCCUGGGUAUCCGAAGACGCAGCCGUGCAAGUUGAACCCGCAGCAGAACGGUCUCGCUCAGUGCGCGCCAGAGACGAACACCUAUGGUAGGUUCAAUACGGAAAUGGUUCUGUUUUGCUUGAAUAGUCCCACGGUUGAGGCGCCCGCUGGUAAUCCGUACCCGGUGGCUUUUGAGUGA